AUGUUGGUUCAAGCAAUGCGUAACUUUCUCUCUUCUUUUCGAUUGCCUGGAGAAGCACAAAAAAUUGAUAGAAUAAUGGAACGUUUUGCUAUUCGUUUUUGUGAACAAAAUCCUUCGAUUUUUGAUCAUUCUGAUACUUGUUAUACUCUCUGUUUCGCAACAAUUAUGUUAAACACUUCACUUUACAAUCCAAGUGUCAAAGAAAGAAUGAGUUUUGAUGAUUUUCUAAAUAUAACAAAUUCUUUAAAUGUUUCUCGAGAUUUAAUUAUUCAAAUUUACAAUUCAAUACGUGAAGAACCUUUUAAAUUCCCAAAAGAUCAUCAAAUUGAUAACCAUUUAAAUUACAACUCUUCUCGUUUAUUUAGAAUGGCUGAAAAACAGGGAUGGCUACACAAACAAGGUAGUAAUCAUUGGACUUGGAAUCAAAGAUGGUUUGUCCUCUCAAAUAAAUGUUUAUAUUACUUUGAAUUUCCAAAUAGUCGAGAACCUAAAGGAAUAAUUCCAUUGGAAGGUAUUUGUGUGAGAAUGGUUGGAUACAAGGACGUUGAUUCAUUUUCUUCAAGUAAAAAGCCGCACACUUUUGAAUUAUAUUCUCCAAAUUCUGAGAUUGUUAAGGCACACAAAACUAAUUCUGAAGGUCGUUUAAUCGAAGGAGGAGGGCAACACACCGCUUAUAGAAUGGCAGCACCAGGACAUGAAGAAAUGCAUUCUUGGAUUAGUGCUCUCCAAAGAAGUAUAAAUAAAGAUAAUGCUAUAGAAGAAGUACUUGAACGAAGAAGGGCAAAAUCGGUUAAUAAUGGAAGUUUUGGAGGUAGUAAAUAA
Meloidogyne enterolobii is the source of this 822-nucleotide messenger RNA. NCBI's taxonomy places the organism in Eukaryota, Metazoa, Nematoda, Chromadorea, Rhabditida, Meloidogynidae. The record is from the annotation of a GenBank genome assembly.